Tripterygium wilfordii is the source of this 1591-nucleotide messenger RNA. RefSeq lists its product as uncharacterized. NCBI's taxonomy places the organism in Eukaryota, Viridiplantae, Streptophyta, Magnoliopsida, Celastrales, Celastraceae. Bases 211 to 1413 code for a protein of 400 amino acids. The record is from RefSeq and is a predicted model, not a curated record. The transcript has a single exon.
CGUCAACAACAGAAACACCCAACUUGACUGUUUUCAUCAAUGCUUUACACGUGUCACAUUGCUGAAUGGGUUGGACACCAUCCCCACCUUUUUUGGGCUGGGAUUGAAGAAAAUCCAGCAAAGUUAAGAGUCCAUACAAACCAAAACCUACAAUACAAAAUUUCAAACCCUAACUGCCCGCAAACUCUCUCACUCUCUCUCUCCUGAAAGAUGGCCUCCGCAUGUGUAAACAACAUUGGAGUUUCGCCGGAGAACUUCCCGCCGGCGCCUAAGUACUCCUCUUACGGUUGGCUGAGUCCCAGAAUCUCCUUCAGCCGCGAAGAGGAUUCGUCCAAGAGCAAACCGGGUUCGGAUCCUUGUUCUGGUUCUGAUCCGACUGAGCUGUCUGAUCCCGGUGAUUUUGAGUUCUGUCUCGGCGACGAUCCUGUUGCUAUGCUUCCGGCCGACGAGCUUUUCGCCGACGGUAAGUUAAUGCCGCUUCAACUGUCCUCGACACUCACUGGGACAACCAACAUUUCCUCUUAUAAGUCUUCACUGCCGGAGAUCAGGUCGCCUGAGACGGUAAAGUCUAUAUCCGUUACUGAUCCUUACUUAUUCUCUCCUAAAGCUCCGAGAUGCUCCAGUAGGUGGAGGGACCUUCUCGGUUUGAAGAAGCUGUACCAGAACCAAACACAGAGCACCAAAGCCGAAUCGCAGAAAACGGCGGGGAUUUUGUCUUCCAAUACGAACGCAAACUCCUCAACCGCCAAAUCACUGAAGCUUCUCCUACACAAAAGCUCGAAAUCCACUUCAAAUGUUCAUAUGUCAGCAUCAUUGGAUGCUUCACUGAGUCUGCCAUUGUUGAAGGACACCGAUUCCGAGUCCGUCUCCAUCUCCUCCUCUCGCUUAUCUCUCUCCUCGUCCUCCUCAAGCCACGACCACGACGAUCUCCCUCGUCUUUCUCUUGAUUCUGAUAAGCCUAAUCCAGGUCCUAGCUCGAACCCAUUUUUGCGAAACCCGAACCCGCCCAGAAUGAGACUCGUCAAGGCAAGGGCAGAUAAUGUGACAAGCAGUAACAGUGGAUGUAAUACGGGUCGGAGCCCGAUGCGCAGACCAGUCAAUACUGGGGAAUCGGGUCGAGGAGUUUCGGUGGAUAGUCCGAGAAUGAACUCGUCGGGUAAGGUAGUGUUUCAAAGCUUGGAGAGGAGUUCAAGCAGUCCAAGUAGCUUCAAUGGAGGACCAAGAUUCAAACACAAAGGCAUGGAGAGGUCUUAUUCAGCUAAUGUGAGGGUCACUCCGAUUCUCAACGUUCCAGUUUGUACACUUCGUGGGUCUUCCAAGUCUGGAUCGGUUUUCGGGUUCGGACAGUUGUUCUCUUCUUCACCACAGAAGAGAGAAGGCAAUGUAGGAGGAGGUAGGAACCGCAACCAGUGAGAAACUUAACAGAGUAACACAGUUUAGUGCUAUUUUUUCAGUUGAAUUUUGUUUUAAUUUCCUGUUAAUGGGGCUUUUUUGGUCAAAAUCUCAAGAGGAACAAGAAAAAGUUGUUCAUAUGUAUAUAUUUUGAUUUUGAUUUUGCUUACCCUGUUAGUGAAAGAGCUAAUUCAUCUUC